GCUGGCCGCCACUGAGGUUUGGGGCAUGGAAGCAGUGGAAAACCGCUUUAUCAAACCAUUCGAUACUGUUGUAAAUUUCAAUGAGGAUUUCCAUUCAACCUCCGAGCCACCUGAAAAAAUUAAUGUUCUGGAAAUUAAAACUAAUGCGGUUGUUUCCGAAGCUGCCAUUCAAGAUACUCAUUCUUCCGGCAUUCGCACGAAAAGAAAGAGAGCCAAUAUGGUCAUUUUACAAAUGCGAAGUUCGUCCGAGGAUAAAGUUUCUAAACAAAUUCACCGUAGGCCUCCAAGUUCUCAUCAACAGUACAGAAAACGAGCGUCCUCAGUAGAUUGCCCCAUCCAACGUUCUGCAGAUCGGGGUCGUUUGCUGAGAUUAACACGAUCACAAUCACGAUUGUUUUUAACCCCAGAAAGAGAUGUAUCUAAGCGGCCAAACCUUGUUCGUGCUAGCAAGGGAUCCUCGCGCUUUCCUGACGAUCGCUUGUUGUUAUCGGCAGCUUGUCUUGCACAACAUUCGGGUAUGAUGUCCACAUUGUCUCACACUCGUCAGACUUCUGAUAAGGUGUAUCCAUUCCUUUCGGAGCAUUUAAAGACUUCAGAACGAGUCAACGGUUCUGCAGCUCUAGGAUCUAACUUCUCUGUUCGUCCCCUUAAGAGAAACACAAAACCUAAACGGUCACCGAAAUUGUGCGCUUUCAGUACUUCGUCCACAAACCUACACUCAGUGCAGGCCAAAGAAACCGGGCCACAUAUGGAUACCGGAUUUGUCGAUUAUAAUCUGCAGCUGAAAACUCUACAAGAACAGCUUAAAGAUCGUUUGACAGAAGCGGAGAAAGUCAUUGAACAGCUGACUAAAGUGAAAGCGAACGAAAAGUUAUUCAAGACUAAGUUGCUGGAGUUGUCUCAAAGUGGCUCCGUCAAGGCACACGUCGUACUUGGCUUGAAGGCGAAAGUCGCUGAGCUAUUUGCCGAGGUUGAGUCGUUGCGUUGUGCUUACGCUCGUGCUCUUGAUCAUCAAGCUGAUCUACAAGAAGAGGUGGCCAGUUUGAAGCGGUCACGAGAUUGGUUUGAGGACCAGCUGCGUUUGACUCAAACCAUUCGUGACCGUGUUGAAGCUGAAGCAGAUCGACUGAGGGGGCUGCUUAAAAACGGAAACGAGGUCAAUCACCGUCUUACUCAUGAGAACGCAUGCCUUCAGGCGCAACUUAUUUGCAAUAAGGCCUCCCUAACUGACGUCAAGCGCAGUCUCUCGCAUCAAUUAGAAUCCAUUCGUAUCGAUAUGAUUGAACGUGAGGCAAUACUUGAGCGCAUGGCUGUAGAAAGAGCGGAUUUAGAACGCCUGAAUGUUGAAAGGUCAAACGAAGUCAGCAACUUGCAGGCGGAAGUGAACAAUUUGAAGGCAGAGCUUCUAGCGACCGACAAUCAGGUGACUCACCAACGUUCUAAACUCGAACAGAUGGAACUCGCUUUGCUUACCGCCGAGCAAAAGCGUGCAAGUCUACAGGAAAUGUUGUGCGUUAUUGAAGGUCAACACUGUGCCCAGGAAGAAAAGCUUAACGAGCAGGGUUCUCGGUUCAGCGAAGCUCUCGCUCGCAUACAAACAUUGGAAGCUGAUUGUGAGAACAAAAAUUCUCAAGUUUCUUCCCUAAUGGAAGAUAAAACUUUUCUGACUGCUGCCUUGGAGUCUGCGUUGAAGGAAAAAGAAACUUUGAACUUCUAUUUAUGCAGCUUAAAAGAUAAUCUUUCGGGAAUUGAAGACAGCUUUGACAAGGUUCGACUCGAUUUGGAGUUGAAGAAUGUACAGUUAUCAGAACUUUGCGAACAGCGUGCUCAUUUAACGGACAAAUUGGGGCAAGCUCACGUUCAGCUACGUGACUGUUAUGACACUAUAAGUAAACUGGCACGAGACAAAGAAGAUCUGUCUUGUGUUGUCAAUAAGUUGCGCCGACCCUCAGAUCAUCAUUUUGAUUCCACGCCGGAUGGAGUUGAGUUGACCUCAAAGAUUUUACCCCCACUUAUAGUCCAGAAUUCAGCAUCGGAUGAACUUCACAAAAAUGGAAAUUUUAACCUUGUUCAUGCUCAUGAUGAAGUACAAAAUCACUCCUUAAUAACCCGAAUCCAAAGCCAUUCCGCUUCACCUGUGACGCAAGAAAGCCCAUCUAUGAAACUGACGCUACAUGAACUCACCGAUGCCCCAACUACUGCAAUAUAUUGCGAGUCGAUUCAGCAUGGAACCACAUGCAUGGGCGCGGUUACUGAUAUCCGCCAUCCGCCGAUGAUCGCCUUAACAAAUUCCGCUUCGUUCAGUAUACACCCCAGUCGUAACAAACUGAUCGUUCAUGGUCCCAUUGAGUCUAGAUCGUCUCCGCCACUCAAUCAGCGAGGGAAUUCAGAGGCUGCAUACUCGUCUUCCGGGGUUUCACACACCUUCCCUUAUCAACUCCGAGAGACCUUUGAUGGGGACGGAUUAUCUAACGCCCCUUUAUUGACCCUCAGGGAGGAGACACUGCAACCCCAGCAUCUACAUGCUGUAGAGACUAAUUUAUCGUAUGAGGACUCAACAAAAACUGGAGAGCAAUCAGUUUCACGGUCUCCUCCACGUGAUCUCUCAGCUUAUUUUGGUCGAAUUCCCCAAGAACAUGCGAAAGAACAGUCUAAUUUAGACUCGCCGGUUAUGACCGGCCAAGGUUCAGAAUCUUGGUGCUUACCUUCUUCGGCCUUUUCUUACAUUGAAAAUCGCCUUAUUGCAGAGUCAGCUGUUGUACAUGCCUCAACCCAAUCGGUUAACGGAUCUAAUUCAGCUACUUUCAAUUCAUACACAGACGCUUACCGGGAUUCCGCGGUUGUGAGAUUUAUCAGUCAAGCCGAACCAGAGAUCCCUUCGAGUUUAAAUUCAACUUCCAUCGAGCACCACCUGCCUGUCCAACCGGGAUUCCUCAGCGAUGAUAUCUCUUCAUCUGAAGUUGACUGCACAGCAGUUUUGAAACAAGGAACCCUUCAGCAAACUAUAUUGUGGGAACGAGAUCCAUAUGCUGCUUCUCUCAGUGCUGCUUUAGACACCUCGUGUUGUAACGCCACAACACAAACGGCACUUGACUAUGUAACGAUGCAACAAGCUGAAAUGCAUGCUCACCAGUCUUUGGUAACUGAGUUGAAUGUCACCAAAGAGAAUUUAAGAGUGGCGUUGCUGAAUUUAGCCGCCGCACGGGAAGAGUCUCAUAUUCAUCAACAUAAAUUGUUCCCAUCACAAGAGCUGCAGUCUUCGACUGCCCAUGUGGAUGAGCUUGAUGCAUUGCGAUCAGCCCUUAAGCGAACCGGACGAUGA
Messenger RNA from Dicrocoelium dendriticum, 3322 nucleotides. The record is from the annotation of a GenBank genome assembly. NCBI's taxonomy places the organism in Eukaryota, Metazoa, Platyhelminthes, Trematoda, Plagiorchiida, Dicrocoeliidae.